Papaver somniferum (opium poppy) is the source of this 339-nucleotide messenger RNA. RefSeq lists its product as uncharacterized. The transcript has a single exon. The record is from RefSeq and is a predicted model, not a curated record. The coding region runs from base 1 to 339 and encodes 112 amino acids. NCBI's taxonomy places the organism in Eukaryota, Viridiplantae, Streptophyta, Magnoliopsida, Ranunculales, Papaveraceae.
AUGUCUAAAUGCAUUUUUGGGAAAUAUUCACUUGACUAUUUGGGGCACAUCAUCACAGCUGAAGGAGUAAGUGCUGAUCCUUCCAAGAUUGAGUGCAUGAAAAAAUGGCCACUUCCAAAGACUAUUAAAGAUCUUAGAUGGUUCCUUAGCCUCACAGGUUAUUACGGGAAAAUUGUUCAAGGAUACAGCUCCAUCAGCAAGCCUCUGACAAAUCUUCUCAAGAAAAAUGCAUUGCAUUGGAACCAGGCUGCUACUACUGAAUUUGAGAACCUUAGGACUGCCAUAAGAAACACUCCUGUAUUAGCACUUCCUGAUUUCACUAAACCAUUUGUGGUUUAA